AUGGGAACUCAAUUACCGGAGGGGGCGGAGGGAGUCGCCGCGGCGUCGGUCAUCUUUGCUUGCGCCAGCAUCGUGAGCUCCUCCAUGGUUAUUUGGCUAACCUUUGUCCAUAAUGAAAGUCGAUCAUAUGUUGCCCUGCUGGCAUACUUUACUCUGCUGAGCACGGCGGCUUCGAUAAUUCAGCAAAUACACGUCAUUGCAUUCUAUCGAGACGUCGAAAUCCAACAAUAUGAAGCAAGAGUAAAGGAUCCGUUCAGUCCAGAUGCACGCGUGGCCAAUGGGUCUACAGGCAUGGAUCUCAUCCUGUACUACAUACAGUUUUACUGCUAUCAGACAAUGUCACUUCUAAUAUUGUGGUGGGCGUCUGAGCUUGCUCAAUCCGUCUACGGGCUUCUCCACAAAGGCACAACCCGAAGAAUACUGCGGAGGGUCAAUGCUGCAGGAAAGAUAACUGCCGUAAUUAUCCCACUGAUCAUCAUUCUGCUGCUGCGGGCACCUCCAGUACAAAAAGACCCACUCGUCUUUACGGUUAUCACUGACAUACCUUUGGGUCUUGCUAUGGGCCUUGGCUCGAUACUCAUGCUAGUGAUCCUCGGUCGCUACAUCUACAGCCGCAGGAAGUUGCUGCGCUUUGAUGCUGGUCAAGGAGCCUCGACAGACCCAGAGUCGCAAACCAGCAGCUCGCAGGCCGGCAGCAGAUACAGCAGAUUUUCGAGAGCCACAAAGCCCAAGAGAAACAGGGUCAUUUACGAUAGAUGGAUCAUGACACGCUUCACUGCCGCUUUCUUUUUCUUAUGUAUAUUCCAGGCGACCGCAACCCUAUUCCAACAACUGUCCAUUGGCAACUUUGAGGAUCGCCUAGCAAUCCCCGAGCCCGACUUUAGUGUAGAGAAAGCACGCAAGUCGCUACUACUAUUCAUCCCGGGCAACCUCCCGGGCAUUGCGCUUUUCUUGGUUUUUGGCACAACUACCGCCUUCCGCAGAUACAUGCGUGAAAGGUAUUUCGCCUUGAUCAGUUGGAUCAAGACCAUUCGCCAGCCAAAGAAGAAGACGCAAGUCUAUCCUCCGGAACUACCCACGCCACGCAUGGGCUACCAGCCGCGCAUCUAUGCGGAAAGGCCCGACCUUAUGAAGACGUUGCCACACCGUCCAGACUCGAGUAAUGACGACCUCGACGCCGACGUGCAGCUUAAAGAGGCUGAGAAGGCCAUCGUACACGAGGGAAACACGAUUUUUGUCAUGCGAGAGCUAUCGGUCCAGAGAUCGAGCAGAUACAUUGAUCAAAGAAUGCCGACAGACUCGACCAAGGACUCGACGCCAUCGUUGAUUAUCAUGAGACAGUCAACCGACGACGAGAGAGAGAAUGAGUAA
Pestalotiopsis fici W106-1 is the source of this 1371-nucleotide messenger RNA. RefSeq lists its product as uncharacterized. The transcript has 6 exons. The coding region runs from base 1 to 1371 and encodes 456 amino acids. NCBI's taxonomy places the organism in Eukaryota, Fungi, Ascomycota, Sordariomycetes, Amphisphaeriales, Sporocadaceae. The record is from RefSeq and is a predicted model, not a curated record.